GUGUAUUUUCUUGAAUACCUCAACCUCCUCCCCACCGAGGUUCCUUGGCGGAAUCGACAGAAAUUUCUUACGUCCAGAGGCUACAUGCUUCGGCCAAGAUACCAUCCAGAUCGAACUCCCUUGUGGAGGACUAGCCAAUCCCCGGAUAUAUUUACGAGAAUACCAUAUGCCGCACUAUGGCUGCACACCGUUCAAUGGAUGCGACACGAAUGUCGGACGGUAAAUUGGUCACUCGUGCCUAGUGUUGAGAGUAUCAUGUUGUGCUCUCUGUUAGAAACUCGUCUACUAAUGCUUGGAUUUUCACAUUGUCUUCGGAUCACAACUAUGGCAAUAUUGCACCUGGAUUUCUACCCUAUCAAUCGUGGAAAAGACCUGCAAGCCACCGUCUUCUAAAAAUUGGUACUAUAUGGCCCUUUCAUCAGCGAAUGCAAUGUUAUAUCAUC
Somion occarium is the source of this 443-nucleotide messenger RNA. The record is from the annotation of a GenBank genome assembly. NCBI's taxonomy places the organism in Eukaryota, Fungi, Basidiomycota, Agaricomycetes, Polyporales, Cerrenaceae.